UAGACCACACGUGAUACUCUGCUGGUGGACAUGUCACAAGCGAGGGCAAUGCUCUUGGCGGUGUUUUGAACCACAUCCCUCAGCUCUCCCUUGCCUUGUCCUCUACUACCGAAUUGCCUCUUACGACAUUUACAUCCCAUUCUUCUAACGCACCUACUUCUCUAAUUCACGAAAAAUGUCCGACUACAGUCCACUCGACGACCACGCGCCCUCGUCGCCGCAGCAGCACCCGCACCAAAGCAAGGAGGAGCACAGCACAUCGAGCUACCCGUCGCACCCAUACUCGUCGGGAUAUGGCAGCUCAUACACGUCAUACCAGAACCAGUCGGUAUCGCAGGUGAUCGAAGUUUCACCACCUGCGGCCGGCGGGUACUCGGGGUACGGCGAGCCAUCGGCAGGGCCCUCGACGUUCAGCUCGCAGGAGGGCGGGCAGCGAGUUAGCCGAUACGAGACGUCGCUGUCGCUUCGGUACGACGUCGAGGCAGCGCUGGCAUACGCGCUGGGUAUGUUUUCAGGUAAGCUCCAGGGUUCUGCGCUGCCUAUAUGGCUCGCAGUUUUUCUUUCUGCAAGGUGGCUUGAAGGGAACCUUAUUAGAACACAAAUGCCUGCUAAAAGGGCCAUUUCGGUCCCAACCCUCUCUCCCUCUCCCUCGCUUCCAUUGUGCCGGGGUGACACAAUUGUAGGUGCUUUCCUGCUGGUCUUUGAACGGAAAAACGACUAUGUGCGGUUCCACGCAUGGCAGUCGGCGCUGUUCUCUGUCGGCGCGGUUCUGCUACUGAUCGUGCUGGCGCUGGUCUCGAGUUUCUUGUACUGGGUCACUCUGCUGGCGACUAUCGGAUGUCUUGGGUACAUGGCACGGCGGGCGUAUAUUGAUGGUGCCAUUUUUGAGCGAUUCGCUCUGCCGUAUGUCGGCCAGAUUGCAAUGCAGUUUGUUGAUGAGGAGUAGAGUUUUGUCUAUUUCGCA
Messenger RNA from Linderina pennispora, 964 nucleotides. RefSeq lists its product as uncharacterized. The record is from RefSeq and is a predicted model, not a curated record. The transcript has a single exon. NCBI's taxonomy places the organism in Eukaryota, Fungi, Kickxellomycota, Kickxellomycetes, Kickxellales, Kickxellaceae. The coding region runs from base 176 to 946 and encodes 256 amino acids.